Cheilinus undulatus (humphead wrasse) is the source of this 2310-nucleotide messenger RNA. Its product is annotated as ras-related protein Rab-18-B-like. The transcript is spliced from 7 exons. The coding region runs from base 118 to 735 and encodes 205 amino acids. The record is from RefSeq and is a predicted model, not a curated record. NCBI's taxonomy places the organism in Eukaryota, Metazoa, Chordata, Actinopteri, Labriformes, Labridae. Gene Ontology annotation, molecular function: GTP binding; GTPase activity.
GUUGCGCGAGCAGCAGGCUGUCACCGGAGACGUUAGCCGCCUGCAGUUGUAGAAAACAAGUGAAAUUUAUCGUUAAAAGCUUUGACAAGUGAAAGUCAAACUAGCUCACACGGAAUUAUGGACGACGACGUGCUGACGACGCUGAAGCUGUUGAUAAUUGGUGAAAGUGGAGUGGGAAAAUCCAGUCUCCUCUUGAGGUUUACAGAUGACACUUUUGAUCCAGAGCAGACAGCAACAAUAGGUGUGGAUUUCAAAGUAAAGACACUCGCAAUAGAUGGGAACAAAGCAAAGCUCGCCAUAUGGGAUACAGCGGGACAGGAAAGAUUUCGCACCCUGACGCCCAGCUACUACCGUGGUGCACAGGGAGUCAUACUUGUUUAUGAUGUCACAAAGCGCGACACUUUUACAAAACUUGAAAACUGGCUGAAUGAACUGGAAACCUACACGACACGUAACGAUAUUGUCAAAAUGCUUGUGGGGAACAAGAUAGAUAAGGACGACCAUGAAGUGGACAGAAAUGAAGGGCUGAAGUUUGCUAGAAAACAUUCGAUGCUUUUCAUCGAGGCCAGUGCAAAAACCAAAGACGGCGUCCAGUGUGCCUUUGAGGAGCUGGUGGAGAAGAUCCUCCAGACUCCAGGGCUCUGGGAGAGUGAAAACCAGACCCCAAGGGUCCGUCUCGGGGAGCAAGAGCAGGGCGGGGGCAAGGCAUGCGGAGGAUACUGCUCCAUACCCUGAAACUGGACUGAACCGAAACAAAGAAAAGAUAGAACGACUACGGACCAGAAACAGAACGGGGAAAAAAGAGCAAGAGGGUUGAACUAGAUGACUACUUUUAAAAAGUUGGAGUAGUUCUGUCGGUCAAAAGGACUUUGCCGUUUGCACACCAUCUUUUCAACCAUCAUCUGUCACUACUUUCUAUUUAAAACAUGAAUGAAGCAUUAUGAAGAAAAAGCCUUUCGUCUGAGAAAGUUUUAAUUUGACAUGCCAGGUGUACGUCAUCCGAGUACAUGUCUGGCUUGAAUUUAUCUUAUUGGCAACAGUGUUUCUGUUGUACAUUAAGGCAGAAAGUUAACAGCAUAGUGCCUAUAACACAAACCAAUUUGUAGGUUAGAGUGUGUAGCUUGUCAAACAAAAUAAAACAAUAUAAUCAAUAAGGAAGUUGUUCCAAAGAAAGUAAGUCCCUAGAAAUGUAGCUUCAAAUUUAAUGUAUUAAAUAUAAAACAAUGUUAAUUUUCCCACUUUAUUUCAUUUCUAAAGAUUAUUUGAUCGAGGAUAUUGCUGCAAGGGAUCUGCAGUAUGCCAUGUUUGUCUCCAGUAUGCACCACAACACUGUGAAUGCUCCAAAAUAACACAUUUCAGAAAACACCCCUGUUACUGACAGCUUUUUUUUUUUACUAUUUUUUCCAAGUAUUUCUUGAUUGUAAUUUUCAUCAGUUUCCAUGUAUGUGUAGAUGCUUUCAAGAGCUUAGCUAUUCCUUUUUUUCAUAACUUUAAAAAACUAAGACAAGUUAUCAGUCCUUGUCAUUGGGGAACUUCUGCAACUGAACCUAUUUGGUUUUCUGUUUGCAUGUCUAAUCUGGACCAUAGUAGUUGCAGGCUAACAGUAUUGGAAGCACUUGUAAUAAAAUUAAAUUAUUGUUUUUGCCCAUCUGCUUUGGAAAAAAUGGCAUUUAGUUUCCUGUUGAUGCUGUAGGUUUGUUUUUUCCUCUUUUAAUUGCAGUUUCUGUGUGGUGUGAUCAGCAUAAUGUCCCAUCUCCACAAAAUUGUCAGACCUUUCUAUACGUUGAUACUCUUUUUGAUACCAUGUGUUAACUUUACACUCUCUGUGUUUUAAUGAUAGGAUCAAAAGUUACCAAAACUUUAGCAAACAUCAAAAUUAUUUUAAAAAAAGCACCUCCAUACUUAAUUGCACAAAAACACUGACACCAUCUCAAUUUGCAAAAUGCAGGAUUUUUGCUGCAAUUUUUGAUCAUCUUAGAUAAAAACGCAUCCAAUAUUGAUGCAUAGGAUUUCAAUUUUGUCACAGAGGUAUCAAAAUAGGUGUUGAUAUCAGAUAAAGCUGCUGUUAUAUGAAGGCAUUUCUCACACAUAAUAGCCUGAGAGCAUUCCUUGUAUUGUUUGUAUACCUUUUAUUGUUUAAAACCAGACUUUUUCCUCCUCUAUGUCUGUCCUUUCCCUGUUGCUUUUGCCGUGCAUCUGUUUGAAUCAUAAAAAGCAAUAUGUUAAAUUGCCUUAACAUUGAAAGACAUUCAAUAGGGGUAUGGUCUAGUAACGUGUAAGGUUUCAAGCUGAAAUAAACGACAACCUCAA